CAGUUACUUGCAGACAACUGAGCGUGUGUCACGCGUCGCGAAAACAUGUUAACACAUGUGACUACACGUGGUUUAUUUGUUCGAUAAAGUGAUAACGUGUGACAAGACAACAUGUGAAUUUAGUGUUGGUGAUGGAUGGUUAAAUGAUAAAAGAUUUAGAUUGUUUAAAAACAUGUUGCUCAGAUAAACCGGUUGUUUUCGGAAGUACAGUUAUAGCUAAUAAUCAUAAUUAUAAUCAUGUUUAUGUGAAAUAAUUAGAAUGUAAUUCUUUAAAUUAUUUUUAAAAUGACAAUGUUAUGUUUCAAAGUCUUAGAGAUUCCUGUUUGUUGUUGUUGUCAAUAAUAGUGUUGUGUGCCAACAUGUCCGCUGUUGUAAAAUAUCUCAAGAAAACAACACGCAGUUGGAUAGAGAGUACAUUCCAGAAGCGGGAGUGCAAGUACUUCGUUCCGAGUGCCAAGGAUGAGCAUGUUUGUUGGUGCGGGCUCAGCAAAGCGGCGCACGGGGCGAGUGUGGCCACGGCGGCUGCAGGCGAGGCCUGGGUUCCGGCGAGGCAUACCCACUCGUCCCCCACUGACGCAUACGGCACGGUCGAGUUCCAGGGCGGCCCGCAUCCCACCAAGGCACAGUACGUCCGCCUAUCUCACGACACGAGACCCGACCUGAUAGUCCAGCUGCUGACCAGAGAAUGGGCGCUAGACCGGCCCAAGUUGCUCAUCACCAUCCAGGGAGGAAAGGCCAACUUUGACCUCCAACCCAAGUUGAAGAAAGUCCUCAGGAAAGGUCUUUUGAAAGCUGCGAAGACCACUGGAGCUUGGAUCUUUACUGGAGGGACAAAUACAGGUGUGACCCGUCAAGUGGGCGACGCACUGCAGCUGGAGAGGUCUCAGAGAGCUGGUCGCGUCGUCAGUAUCGGCAUCGCACCCUGGGGCAUCGUGGAGGGAGCCAACGAACUCAUCGGGAAAGGCAGAGAUGUGCCCUACCAUGCUAUGGCUUCACCGAGAUCGAAGCUUGCUGUGUUGAACAACAGACACGCGUAUUUCUUGCUGGUAGACAACGGUUCAGUGGGCAGAUACGGCGCUGAGAUCGUGCUCAGGCGCAAGCUGGAGAAGUACAUCGCUGCGCAGAAGCUGCAUCCAUAUACCCACUCGUCGACUCCAGUGGUAUGCCUGGUGAUAGAAGGCGGCACAAACACAGUGCGUGCUGUGUUGGAGUAUGUCACGGAUACACCGCCCGUGCCCGUCGUGGUGUGUGACGGCAGUGGCAGAGCCGCGGAUCUCAUCGCUUUUGUUCAUAAGUACGCAUCAGAGACCGGCGAGCAGUCAGUUCUGGAGUCGAUGCGGGAGUUCCUGAUUGGCACUAUCCAGAAGACGUUCGAGGUGGGCAUCCAGCAGGCCGAGUGCUUGUAUAGCGAGCUGCUGCAGUGCACCAGGAAGAAAAACCUGAUCACUGUAUUCAGGAUCCAAGAGCGCGCAGAAGGCGGGGAGGUUCAGGAGUUGGACCAGGUGAUCCUGACUGCUCUCUUCCGAGCCCAGCACCUAUCAGCGAGCGAGCAGCUGUCUCUGGCCCUCACAUGGAACCGUGUGGAUAUCGCCCGCUCCGAAAUCUUUGUCUAUGGACAGGAAUGGCCGCCAGGUGCGCUCGACGAAGCGAUGAUGCAGGCUCUAGAACACGACCGCAUUGACUUCGUGAAGCUGCUGCUCGAGAACGGAGUGUCCAUGAGGAAGUUCCUGACCAUCCCACGGUUGGAGGAGCUGUACAACACCAAGAGUGGGCCCAGCAAUACCCUGAGAUACAUUCUGAGAGACGUCCGGCCCCAUCUGCCGAGAGGAUACAUCUACACCCUGCACGAUAUUGGACUGGUUAUUAAUAAGCUUAUGGGGGGUGCUUAUAGGUGCUACUACACUAGACGCAAGUUCCGUCCGAUCUACGCGAAGGUGAUGAACAAGAGUGUGAAUGUCCACCGUAACAGUGCGUCGUUCACCCGUCACAACGCGGGGGGCCUGUCACUUAUCACUGGGUUCAUGCCAGUCACUACUGAAAUGGCGCUGUUCGACUACCCCUUCAAUGAGCUUCUAAUGUGGGCAGUCCUGACGAAGCGACACCAGAUGGCGCUGCUAAUGUGGACUCACGGGGAGGAGGCGUUAGCGAAGUCCCUGGUAGCCUGCAAGUUGUACAAAGCCAUGGCCCAUGAAGCGGCUGAAGAUGACAUGGAGACAGAAGUAUAUGAGGAGCUCAGACAUUAUGGCAAGGAGUUCGAGACCAAAGCGCUGGAGUUACUGGAUUACUGCUACCGUCAAGAUGAUGAUCAAGCCCAGCAAUUGCUUACAUGUGAACUUCAGAACUGGUCUGGUCAGACGUGUCUCAGUCUCGCCGUGGCAGCCAACCAUCGCGCCCUACUGGCCCAUCCAUGCUCACAAAUCAUCCUCGCCGACCUAUGGAUGGGCGGACUCAGAACACGAAAAAACACCAACCUAAAAGUAAUUCUGAGUCUGCUGUGUCCACUCUACAUUCUGCAACUGGAGUUCAAGUCGAAGGAAGAGCUCCAACUGAUGCCGCAGACAGAAGAAGAACACUUGGAAAACGAAAGCAUGGAGGACGACAGAAGUACCAAAGACCCAACGGACGCAGAGGUUCCAGGUUACAGUCCCUGCGCCUCGCGUCUUCCGUUCAGCAUUGCCGUACCGAUGGCUCCCAUCUCCGCCUCUGCAACCGUUGAGGCGUUGAUUGGCUCAGGGGCCGAAUGUGAGACCAGAGUUGACCAGAAUGGGCGGGUGGGUAAAAUUGGGUGGGAGCCAGUAUACAGAGAGCUCCCUGAAUACCACGCGCCUGAGGACAAGAGGAUGAGGCCGCUGAGGCUCAGGAAGAAGAUCUACGAGUUCUUCACAGCUCCUAUAACGAAGUUCUGGGCUGACUCGAUUGCCUACAUAUUGUUCCUAUUGAUGUUUACAUAUACAGUAUUAGUAAAGAUGGACCUGACGCCAUCUUGGCCGGAGAUAUAUUCAAUAUGCUAUAUACUAACAUUCUUGUGUGAGAAGAUAAGGGAAAUAAUUACGUCCGAGCCUGUUGCUAUUAGACAUAAGUUCAGCGUAUGGGCAUGGAACAUGUGGAACACGUAUGACGCCGGCUUUAUCAUCUUCUUCCUAGUCGGUCUGACCUUGAGGCUUCGAGCCUCGUCCAUGGACGUCGGCAGGGUGAUCUACUGUGUCGAUAUCAUCUACUGGUACUUAAGGAUACUCAACAUUUUAGGUGUUAACAAGUACUUAGGUCCUCUAGUCACUAUGAUGGGUAAGAUGGUGAAGAACAUGAUUUACUUCGUGGUGCUAUUAUUGGUUGUGCUGAUGUCUUUCGGAGUGGCGCGGCAAGCAAUUUUGUACCCAGACGAAGACGCGAGCUGGUCUUUGAUCAGGGAGGUAUUCUACCAGCCGUACUUUAUGCUUUACGGGGAGGUUUUCGCUCCGGACAUUGACCCCGUCUGCGGGAUGGAAGUUGGCCAGCGGAAAUGCGUCACCGGAAGAUGGAUCACGCCGAUCGCCAUGACGGUCUACCUGUUAAUCGCCAACAUUCUCCUCAUAAACCUCCUUAUUGCAGUCUUUAACAAUAUAUUUAACGAAGUCAAUGAAGUCUCGCAUCAGGUAUGGAUGUUCCAAAGGUUCACAGUAGUGAUGGAAUAUGAACAGAAACCAGUCCUGCCUCCACCGCUGAUCAUCUUCUGUCAUAUAUACGCCACGUGUAAAUGGAUCACCAGAAACGUCUCCCACAAAAGGUUCCAGUACGACAAUGGACUCAAAUUGUUCCUCGAGAAAGAGGAUAUGGAAAGGCUGUAUGAUUUUGAGGAGGAAUGUGUUGAAGGAUACUUCAGGGAACAGGAAGUAAAGUUAUCAAAUUCUAUGGAGGAGCGAGUGAGAAACACAACUGAUAGAGUAGAAAAUAUCACGACCAAAAUGGAAGACUUGAAUCAGAAAGCUCAUUGCCAAAUACAGUCGGUACAGAGUGUAGAAUUUAGGUUAAGAAAAUUAGAAGAUGUAGCAGAACAGACGAUGAACCAUUUAGCAGUGAUACAUCGGUUCAUGGCGACGCAUCCUUCCCUUGUGAACCGAGGGUCUACGGACACCCUAGGACCACCCCCACCAACCUUUCAAGCUGGAGGAUCCAGACUCAGAACAGCUAGUGACAGAUCCGAGGUGCUGUCGGACAGCGACACGGGCGCCGCUCGAUUCGCCGUGCGUCCCGUCCAAGAGGAGGACGAACAUGCCUCCCAGCCCUCUGACGAUGAGCUCCCGCAGUCAGGGCCAGAAAUAGUGGAGAAGGAACCAGAGGCCGACUCCAUAUCCACGUCCUCAGGUGGAAGUGCAGCAGGUGUUGCUGACGUCACCGUGGUCAGACAACAGCCUCCCAUCAUCACGCCAGCUCGGCAGAGAUCCUCAGAGAGCAAUAGGACUGAACUCAGUGAGGAGAAGAAAGUGCCGUCAACAACAGAUGAUGCUUUCUUGCCCGAAGUCCGAGAUAUACCUGCAGACAUACAAAGUCUGCGCCCGCGCACCACAUCAGCAGGAACUCGACGCACUGCCAACACGAGACGGCGAUCAGAAGGAGGUAACGACUGUGGUAUGGGCGGUCACCAUUCAGCCCAACAUCUUGCCCCGAGGAGACAGCACAGCCAGACACAUUCCGAGCCUGAUAACUCUGCUGUUGAUGCCAGUUCGCUACAUAAUUCGCAGACAGGUCGUCAAUCCGGCUGGGAGGCGACAGGGGGAGCAGCAGGCAUGUCGUCAGGUCGGAGCAGGGUCGGCGGGGCUCCCAGGUCACUACUGCUGGCCAUGCACGAGUACACCAGCAUCACAGACGAGCUCGAGACUGUCUACGGGCUGUUCUCACCGCCACAUACGCCUAGAACACCAAUAACGUCGCGUCUGCUGUCGCCGGCGCGUGCGUCGUCCCCGUCGGUGCGACGGCGUCACGCUAGCGAGAUGUCCAACCCAGAGUUUGCCCUCUACAUGGAGAAGGAGCACCUCCGCGGUGCUGAGGAAGACGACUACAUCAUCAUGGAGAAUUUAAUUCAGAGGCGAUACGAUGAAGAGGAAGGCGGUGAGGGUGGAGAGGGUGAGACUCACGGCAUCAGCAUAAGUGUCUGCGUCAACAGCAGCGAGGAGCAACAACAACAUCAACAACCGCAAACGUCUUCGUUGCUCACUGUUGGCGAUAGACGACUCGUGCAUCAGAGGCAUUCCUUAAGAAGAUCAUCAGCAAUCGACAGUAGAGAGCUUCCGUCACCUUUGCAGCCACUACUGGGGGACGAUACGUGUGGAGAAGUCUCGCUACCAGUUCCGAGACAACCGUCUGCUGAGACGAACGCGUCUAGCGACCUGUCUCUAUCGCACAUGGUGAGCGAGAACCUCCCCCCUCGCCCCUCCAUAGUGCUGGACUCGUCACAAUUGCCUCGGCAGAGGUCCGCCGAGCAGCAGCCGACGCAACCCCAGGCGCCUACGCCAGCCCGACCAGAGACCAUGUGCUGAACGAAACCGUAGUUUUCGACAUCAAUGCAAGAAUAGACUACGACGAUGGAGACAUAAUAGUGCCUGAAGAAAGUAUCACCAAACAAACACAUUAAAAGGCUACAAGGACCGAGGCACAAGAGUAUUAACUUAAUUAAGAAAACAAUUAGAGAAACACCAAAAAUUACUGUUAAUCUUAAAAGUUAAAGCGUUUUGAGACGAAACUUUUCCAGUUUUCAUUGUGAAGGCCAUUUUUGGAA
Molecule: messenger RNA, 5752 nt
Organism: Pectinophora gossypiella (pink bollworm)
Lineage: Eukaryota; Metazoa; Arthropoda; Insecta; Lepidoptera; Gelechiidae
Gene: Trpm
Product: transient receptor potential cation channel trpm
Exons: 33
Coding region: 297-5513 (1738 amino acids)
Biological process (GO): protein tetramerization; monoatomic cation transmembrane transport
Cellular component (GO): membrane
Molecular function (GO): monoatomic cation channel activity
Source: RefSeq, a predicted model, not a curated record